CUGGCUGACAAGACAGUUGUGCGCUGGGAACCAGGCUAGCGAACUUUGUGCAUUAUCGUAUAUUCUUCGCAGAAUGGGAAUAUCAGAUUUGACAUUUGACACAAAUGGUGAGUGCAUGACAGCGCCCUUUGUGUGAUGUUCGACUUUACAGGUCAACGAUUUAGCUAUAACGUUUGUUUGAAAUGAUUGUCUCGGUCCUACGUUAGCUAGCUAACUAGCUGGAGCUACUUACUGUUUGUAGCUACUCAUCCUGUCCUCUGUCCAGCUAAUGUGGUCAACUGAUAGUCCAGAGUCAUGCUUACAGGACUGGAGGACUAAUAUAUGGCCAACAGAUCACAAUGGCCCUAUUGAUUUGUGUUUUUAAUAAAGCUAUGCUGCAUUGGAUAUGUGAAACAAAUCGUUUUCAUUGUCUGAGCAAGACUCCCAAUAUCAUGCUGGAUUUUCACAACCAUCAUGUCUCCAAACCCACUACUUUAUCAGCUACUCAAUCAACAGAGUGAAGGUGAAUGAUUCAUCAUCCCUCAGACUAUAGUAGACUAUAGUAGGCCCAGUAUAAAUAAACUGUAUCAUAAUGAAGAAGUUCUCCAAGACAGCUUGCAUGUUUCAGUUGGCUCCUUGUCUGUAUCUUGCUUAAAGGUGUGUCCAUGUACAUAAUAGAUGUAUAAGCUUUCCUCCGGCUGAUAUCGUUCAUGUUCAUGGUGAUACUACCAACAUGUGCAUAAUAGAUUAUACAUCCAUCCAUCCACUCCCAUGUUUAUGUUUCUCCCGGUUUCCCCUUCAGGUCCUGUGGUGGACCUGUCAGCCCAGGGUCUGCAGAAGCUGGAGCCCAGUUUCACCUGUUCUGAUGAAACACACACGCUCAUCCUGGACCAGAACCAUAUCAUGAAACUGGACCAUCUGGAGAGGAGCCAAGGCCUCCAACAGGUAGGCUCCUUGUAAGUGAGGACUUGGUGGACUGUAUUUUCUUUAGGUUAGGUUUACUUUAUGUGUUUGCUCCCAUGUGCUGUUAAGGGCACAGAUGAUAGACAGGUAGGAUACCAGUUGAGGUGGUUUAAUAACGCUGAAGAUGCACAGGCACAGAACAGCACCACACAGUGUAUGUCGUAUGGAUGGGCUAAGGCACUUAGUGGUAUGGCAACUUGCUUCAACCAAAGUGUGUGUGGUAUAUCAACAAGGCCGCACACCGGCCUUGGCUAACACAAUGAAAGGGAACUGGUGGGGAAAACAAGGAUGGCUGGAACUUUCUCUCACUUGACUUCUCUUGACCUGAUCUUCUUCUCUGAGCUGGAGAUCGCCCAGCAUGCUCUGCUCCACUUCACCGGUGGGCGGAGCUACAGCUCUGAUAUGAUGAACUAACAUUACUGAUAUGAUUAACUACAAAUACGUCACAGCCUUUCGUACACGCCCUCUUACUGGGUACUUUUACAUGAUUGGUUGUGUGACUAAAUUUGCAUUUCCACCAAAGCACAUUUGAUGGAAUAUGUUCAACUUAAUUGUUGAAUAUUGUUGAAUUCCUAAUCUAAUUUGUAUAAUGGGCAUUUACUACUUCUAUAUCUUGUUGCAAACUUGCAAUGUACCACAUUGGGUUGGAUUUGUUCCCUCUAUAUUGUUUUGCUGUCUCAUUCUGCCUCACUCUUUCCUGUUUUCUGUGCUGUGCAGCUAUCUGUUGUUGGAAACCGCCUGGUGCGAAUGAUGGGUGUGUGUCGUCUGACCGAGCUGAGAGUUCUGAACCUGCCCAAUAACAGUAUUGGCUAUAUUGAAGGGCUGAGAGACCUGCCACACCUGGAGUGGCUCAACUUGGCAGGCAACAACAUCAAGGUGAGGGGAAAAAAGUGGACAAGGUACUCCCUCUGUAUUUGUGUACAUUUUGUCUCCUGAUCAUGCAAUCUGGAUGUCCACUUUUCACUCAGGUCAUUGAGCAGCUCAACAACUGUGUGGCUCUCCAACACUUGGACCUGUCUGAUAACAACAUCUCCAACAUUGGUGAUGUUACCAAGCUGUUAGCCUUAAAGGUGAGAACAGGUCUUGUCUCAUGGCUUUUCAGAGUUAUGGGGAUGCAGAUAGAAUUCUGGAGCAAUAAGCAGGAGAGUUUUUAAGUGAUUGGUUGUGGUGUUGAUUGAAUGGCUGCCAUUUCUCUUGUAGACCCUUCUCCUCCACGGGAAUAGCAUUACGACGCUGCGGACCGUUCCCGCUCAUUUGCCCAUCCAUCUGUCCAUCCUCUCCCUGGCAGAGAAUGAAAUUAGAGACCUCAACGAGGUAAAGACCCCGCCUUUUUGUUCCUUUGUACUCUCACCUGCUCUGCUUUUACAACAAUCUCUCUCCUACUUCUCUCUCACCUGCUUGUCUCUCUUUCUUUCUCUCUCUCUCUCUGCCUCCCACAGGUAUCCUACCUGGCACCCCUCCACGACCUGGAACAGCUCUCCAUUAUGACUAACCCCUGUGUCAUGGCAACCCUCUCAUUGCCUAAAUACGACUACCGGCCGUACAUCAUGAGCUGGUGUCUGAAUCUCAAGGUCCUGGACGGAUAUGUGGUGUCACAGAAAGAAGGGUGAGACCAGUUCCAGAACUCCAUUGAAGUUACAAAUGCCAACUAGGCAGGGGAAGGGGGGUAGGCAGGGAUUGAAAUUAAGGGUUGCCUUAUUGCCCAGGGAAGUGACUUGAGCAGUUGCCCCAUUAGGCUGGAGAUUUUUUUUAUUUACUGAUUACAACCAAAAUGCAAAAAAUUCCUGUAGUCUGGUCUUUCUGGUUCCUCCCCUGUGUUUUAGGUGACAAUAGCUACUUAAAAUGUUUGAGGUGUUGAGUGAUGAUCACUCUUAUUGCUGGUGAUUUAAUGUUUCUAAUGUCUGUGAUCUCAGGUUGAAGGCGGAGUGGCUGUACAGCCAGGGCAAAGGUCGAUCAUACCGGCCAGGUCAGCACGUGCAGCUGGUCCAGUACUUGGCCACCGUGUGCCCUUUGACCUCCACGCCAGCCCUUGAGACGGUGGAGGAUGCCAAGCUGGAGAAGAUCCUCAGCAAGCAGAGGUAGGAGAAUACAUUCACAACUGGACUGUGAUGCCAACAGCUGUUCAAUGAGGUUAACUAUCACACGGGUAGUGGAUGUGUUCUCCUCCCUGUGAUCACUUGGAAAAAGCGGCAGAUAUACAGUACCAGUCAAAUGUUUGGACACACCUACUCAUUCCAGAGUUUUUCUUUAUUUUUAAAAAUUUUUACAUUGUAGAAUAAUAGUAAAGACAUAAACUAUGGAAUCAUGUAGUAACCAAAAAUGUGUUAAACAAAUCAAAAUAUAUUUGAGAUUCUUCAAAUAGCCACCCUUUGCCUUGAUAAAAGCUUUGCACAGUCUUGGCAUUCUUUCAACCACCUUCACCUGGAAUGCUUUUCCAACAGUCCAGGUGGCGAAUCGCAUCUCUGCAUGUCUGGCAGACAUAUCAGUGUGGAUGACGGAUCACCACCUCAAGCUGAACCUCGGCAAGACGGAGCUUCUCUUCCUCCCGGGGAAGGACUGCCCGUUCCAUGAUCUCGCCAUCACGGUUGACAACUCCGUUGUGUCCUCCUCCCAGAGUGCAAAGAGCCUUGGCGUGACCCUGGACAACAACCUGUCGCUCUCCGCUAACAUCAAGGCGGUGACCCGAUCCUGUAGGUUCAUGCUCUACAACAUUCGCAGAGUACGACCCUGCCUUACACAGGAAGCGGCACAGGUCCUAAUCCAGGCACUUGUCAUCUCCCGUCUGGAUUACUGCAACUCGCUGUUGCCUGGGCUCCCUGCCUGUGCCAUUAAACCCCUACAACUCAUCCAGAAUGCCGCAGCCCGUCUGGUGUUCAACCUUCCCAAGUUCUCUCACGUCACCCCGCUCCUCCGCACACUCCACUGGCUUCCAGUUGAAGCUCACAUCUGCUACAAGACCAUGGUGCUUGCCUACGGAGCUGUGAGGAGAACGGCACCUCCGUACCUUCAGGCUCUGAUCAGUCCCUACACCCAAACGAGGGCAUUGUGUUCAUCCACCUCUGGCCUGCUGGCCCCCCUACCUCUGCGGAAGCACAGUUCCCGCUCAGCCCAGUCAAAACUGUUCGCUGCUCUGGCACCCCAAUGGUGGAACAAGCUCCCUCACGACGCCAGGACAGCGGAGUCACUCACCACCUUCCGGAGACACUUGAAACCCCACCUCUUUAAGGAUUUUUUUUUUGUUUUAUUGUAAAGUGGUUGUCCCACUGGCUAUCAUAAGGUGAAUGCACCAAUUUGUAAGUCGCUCUGGAUAAGAGCGUCUGCUAAAUGACGAAAAUGUAAAUGUAAGGAGUUCCCACAUAUGCUGAGCACUUGUUGGCUGCUUUUUCUUCACUCUGCGGUCCGACUCAUCCCAAACCAUCUCAAUUGGGUUGAGGUCGGGGGAUUGUCGAGGCCAGGUCAUCUGGUGCAGCACUCCAUCACUCUCCUUCUUGGUAAAAUAGCCCUUACACAGCCUGGAGGUGUGCUGGGUCAUUGUCCUGUUGAAAAACAAAUGAUAGUCCCACUAAGCCCAAACCAGAUGGGAUGGAGUAUCGCUGCAGAAUGCUGUGCCAUGCUGGUUAAGUGUGCCUUGAAUUCUAAAUAAAUCACAGACAUUGUCACCAGCAAAGCACCCCCACACCAUAACACCUCCUCCUCCAUGCUUUACGGUGGGAACUACACAUGCGGAGAUCAUCCGUUCACCCUCAUCGCAUCUCACAAAGCCACGGCGGUUGGAACCAAACAUCUCCAAUUUGGACUCCAGACCAAAGGACAAAUUUCCACCGGUCUAAUGUCCAUUGCUCGUGUUUCUUGGCCCAAGCAAGUCUCUUCUUCUUAUCGAUGUCCUUUAGUAGUGGUUUCUUUGCUGCAAUUUGACCAUGAAGGCCUGAUUCACACAGUCUCCUCUGAACAGUUGAUGUUGAGAUGUGUCUGUUACUUGAACUCUGUGAAGCAUUUAUUUGGGCUGCAAUAUCUGAGGCUGGCAACUCUAAUGAACUUAUCCUCUGCAGCAGAGGUAAAUCUGGUUCUUCCAUUCCUGUGGCGGUCCUCAUGAGAGCCAGUUUCAUCAUAGCGCUUGAUGGUUUUUGCGACUGCACUUGAAGAAAUGUUAAAAGUUCUUGACAUUAUCCGUUAUGACUGACCUUCGUGUCUUAAAGUAAUGAUGGACUGUUGUUUCUCUUUGCUUAUUUGAGCUGUUCUUGCCAUAAUAUGGACUUGGUUUUUUACCAAAUAGGGCUAUCUUCUGAAUACCCCCCACCUUGUCACAACACAGCUGAUUGUCUCAAACGCAUUAAGAAGGAAAGAAAUUCCACAAAUUAACUUUUAAGAAGGCACACCUGUUAAUUGAAAUGCAUUCCAGGUGACUACCUCAUGAAGCUGGUUAAGAGAAUGCCAAGAGUGUGCAAAGCUGUCAUCAAGGCAAAGGGUGGCUAUUUGAAUUUGUUUAACACUUUUGUGGUUACUACAUGAUUCCAUGUGUUAUUUCAUAGUUUGGAUGUCUUAACUAUUAUUUUACAAUGUAAAAAAUAGUAAAAAUAAAGAAAAACCCUUGAAUGAGUAGGUGUGUCCAAACCUUUGACUGGUAGUGUAAGUCCAACCCAUUGUUACAAUCCAUUUGACACUAAACUGGAUCCAUGCACCUCUGUGGCUUUUCUGCUUAGUUUUGGUCAUUUAACUUCAAGGUACCGCAAGGUAUCUUUUAACCAGAUGAGAAAUAUGAAGCAGAUGAGACAGCAGUUUUAUUGGGAUCCUCUCUCCUUUGUAUCAUGUUAGUUAACCAGGGGACCUGUGUAUAUUUACAGAUUCCACCAGAGGCAGCUCCUGCAGCAGACCCAGGGGGGCUCCCCCAGCCCUCCCCACCCCACCCAACUGGAUGUGGAGACUCAAAGCCCCUUCCAUGUGCCUCCACUAAGGGAAGCCAGAGAGGCAGACAGAGCCACAACGCCUGUGACUGCUCCAUUAGCCAGACAGACAGGUAGAGGACAUGAACUCUACCUGUGUUUUUGUGUUUUUCUCAAUUCUGUAACUCCCAUCAAUCCCAGUGUGUGUCUGGUGUGUAAAUGUAAUCUGUUCCUUUCUCUUCUCUGUGUGUGUGUCCAGAGCUGGCGACGCUGCAGGUGAACACCUGGCUGGGCUGCGACCCCUCCCAUGCGGCCGCACCUCCUCUCCGUGCCCUCAGGGGUGCGGAAGAGCGCCUCUACCUGGAGGACGUCCAGAGCCAGACAGAUGAGGACAAACUCAAUGGCAGCCUGCUCUCCUCCGAGUCCACCUUCCUCCCAGUCACCUCUGACCCCCCCCGCUCCGACAGUGAGGAUGAGACGGAGACGUUUGAGCCCGACUCGCUGGCGCCUGAACACCUCAUUCGUCCCAAAAAUACCCUUGCUGAAAAGACCCUCCAGGCACCCUUGGAGAGUGAGAGCCAGAAGGAGAGGGAGAGCGAGAGGGAGGCAGAGGGAGAAAGGGUGUCAGCUGACAGCCACCUCACCUGCACCUUAACCUCAACCGCCGGUCUACCUGUGAUGGGAGAUGACCAAUCACAGACCAAUGACAGCGCUUUGCUCCAGGGAGCAUACUCAAACUGCGGUGCUGCAGAGGUGAGGGCCGGGUCUCAGCAGGAAGUUAAAGCAGUGGUGAGAUGUGAUAGGCUGGGCCACUGUGAAGCAGACAGGGCAGCCGUCAGUAUCCAGGCAUGGUGGAGGGGAAUGUGGACUCGGCGCUGCCACCCGCUGGCCAAAGAGGUGCGGUGUGAGAUCCGCCUGCGCAGGAUGCAGGAGCACAUAGUCUUCCUUUCUGGAGAGUUUGAGAGGUAUGGAACAGUCCCCAAUAAAUCCAAGGGCUGCGUUCCUAUUCUCUACUCUUCUCCAGAAGGGUGCUCUCAUUCACUCCCCUCAUGCAUUUAAAAGCAUUGGAUUGCUGCGUACAUGGCUGAAGGGAGUUUCCACCAUAUUCCUCACACCAGUCCAUUCCUUUCAAAUUCAUGAUGGGCAGUGUACAAGUGCACACUUAAGGAGAAGGGUAGAGAAUUGGAGUGUAGACACUGUUCUCCAGUCCUGGUCUUAUGGAACCACAAAAUGUGCAGACUUCACCAGUUUCAAUCAGUCAACUAAUGAUAAUGUAUUACAUUUGUAAAUUGAUUUUAAUUACAAAAAUAAUCUCAAAGCGCAUAGAAUAAAAGAUGAACUGCUACUAGUUAUCAAGCCCUCAAUUAAUUGAACCACGUCAGUUGGUACUAGGCUUGAACACAACCAGCCAAAUUGUGAUUGUGCAUGAGGGAUUACCAAUGUCAUAUGCGCAUGGUUCAUUACUAUGUCUGGAUGUUGUUGUCUAAAAGGUAUGGUCACACAUUUGUUUAUAGACUUGUUGGUAGGCUAGAUAAGUUGAUUUCUACAUACAAAACUUCAAUUUUCACUAUAAAGAGCAGACAUUUAGCCUUUUGUAAAGAGUUCACAAAGCAUUGUGUCUUUGGCCAUGCUUCAGAAUAUAGCUAUAGCUAUUGGAAUGUUGGAAGACUUGGGGGAUAUGUUGUCCUGCAACAGAGUGACAUUUUUAAUGUAACUACAGUGAGGGAAAAAAGUAUUUGAUCCCCUGCUGAUUUUGUACAUUUGCCCACUGACAAAGAAAUGAUCAGUCUAUAAUUUUAAUGGUAGGUUUAUUUGAACAGUGAGAGACAGAAUAACAACAAAAAAAUCAAGAAAAACGCAUGUCAAAAAUGUUAUAAAUUGAUUUGCAUUUUAAUGAGGGAAAUAAGUAUUUGACCCCCUCUCAAUCAGAAAGAUUUCUGACUACCAGGUGUCUUUUAUACAGGUAACGAGCUGAGAUUAGGAGCACACUCUUAAAGGGAGUGCUCCUAAUCUCAGCUUGUUACCUGUAUAAAAGAAACCUGUCCACAGAAGCAAUCAAUCAAUCAGAUUCCAAACUCUCCACCAUGGCCAAGACCAAAGAGCUCUCCAAGGAUGUCAGGGACAAGAUUGUAGACCUACACAAGGCUGGAAUGGGCUACAAGACCAUCGCCAAGCAGCUUGGUGAGAAGGUGACAACAGUUGGUGCGUUUAUUCGCAAAUGGAAGAAACACAAAAUAACUGUCAAUCUCCCUCGGCCUGGGGCUCCAUGCAAGAUCUCACCUCGUGGAGUUGCAAUGAUCAUGAGAACAGUGAGGAAUCAGCCCAGAACUACACGGGAGGAUCUUGUCAAUGAUCUCAAGGCAGCUGGGACCAUAGUCACCAAGAAAACAAUUGGUAACACACUACGCCGUGAAAGACUGAAAUCCUGCAGUGCCCGCAAGGUCCCCCUGCUCAAGAAAGCACAUAUACAGUGCCGUCUGAAGUUUGCCAAUGAACAUCUGAAUGAUUCAGAGGAGAACUGGGUGAAAGUGUUGUGGUCAGAUGAGACCAAAAUGGAGCUCUUUGGCAUCAAAUCAACUCGCCGUGUUUGGAGGAGGAGGAAUGCUGCCAAUGACCCCUAAGAACACCAUCCCCGCCGUCAAACAUGGAGGUGGAAACAUUAUGCUUUGGGGGUGUUUUUCUGCUAAGGGGAGAGGACAACUUCACCGCAUCAAAGGGACGAUGGACGGGGCCAUGUACCGUCAAAUCUUGGGUGAGAACCUCCUUCUCUCAGCCAGGGCAUUGAAAAUGGGUUGUGGAUGGGUAUUCCAGCAUGACAAUGACCCAAAACACAUGGCCAAGGCAACAAAGGAGUGGCUCAAGAAGAAGCACAUUAAGGUCCUGGAGUGGCCUAGCCAGUCUCCAGACCUUAAUCCCAUAGAAAAUCUGUGGAGGGAGCUGAAGGUUCGAGUUGCCAAACAUCAUGCUCGAUACCUUAAUGACUUGGAGAAGAUCUGCAAAGAGGAGUGGGACAAAAUCCCUCCUGAGAUGUGUGCAAACCUGGUGGCCAACUACAAGAAACGUCUGACAUCUGUGAUUGCCAACAAGGGUUUUGCCACCAAGUACUAAGUCAUGUUUUGCACAGGGGUCAAAUACUUAUUUCCCUCAUUAAAAUGCAAAUCAAUUUAUAACAUUUUUUACAUGCGUUUUUCUGGAUUUUGUUGUUGUUAUUCUGUCUCUCACUGUUCACUGUUCAAAUAAACCUACCAUUACAUUUAUAGACUGAUCAUGUCUUUGUCAGUGGGCAAACAUACAAAAUCAGCAGGGGAUCAAAUACUUUUUUCCCUCACUGUAGCUAGCUGUCUUUCAACACUUCUGAAGGCACAGCCAGAUAGGUCUAAAGGAUGAAGGAAUCUAGCUGUUUCUGUUGAAGAUCACGUAUAUAUCAGGCAAAUAUGUCAAACUCUUCCAAAUAAUACAUUGUUGUUUGUGUGUACAGGGUGAGGCAGCAGCAUGAAGAGGAGAAGUUGAAGAGACUGGUACAGGAGGAGGCUGUGAAGUUUCUAUGGAGGCAGGUCAGUGAUAAACAAGGUCAUGCAUCAAAUGUAGAUGCACAUACACACACCCUUUCUCACUCCUUCUCCCCAUCUGUCUGCAGCUUCAGUCCAUGCAGCAGUGGCAGCGUUCUGUAGAGGGGCAGCUGGCCAGCGUGACUCAGGCUGGGUCAUCUCCUGCCCCAGCCCCGACCCCCGGGCUCUGUGACCCCCCAGCUCUUCAACUCCCACAGCCUGUGGCCUCCAGCACUGCAAACCCGGCCUGCACAGUCCUCUCCUUCCCAGACUCAGGCUUCCAGUCAACAGAUGAACUGCAGGCAGGGCAGGAAGACACCUUCCUGAGCUGUGGGACCGGCGACUCUCUGGACACUGUGCGGCCGCUGGCUCCUUGUGGUGGGGGGAGCAGUCAGGACUGCAGUCUGCUGGAGCAGUACUUGUCCUCCGUGCAACAGAGAGAGGAGGAGGCAGAGGAGGGCGGUGCCAGCGACAGAACAGGCACACCUCAGCUCCCCCUCAACCCUCUCAUCUGCCGAAACAGCACAGGCUGACUCCCCCACUCAGAACACAGGAGACAAAGACACAGAGCAGCAACACACACUGGGAAGUCCAAUCUGAAGUGCCUGUCCCUUUUCUAGUCUUCUGGGAUUGGCUAAGAGACUGCCCAUAAACUCAGUCCAUCUGUGCUGAUGAAUGUUAUUGAUAGCUCUAACAGCUCCUCAUAGAACUUACUAACAUCCAUAUAGCGAGUGGCAUAUGGACUCAUGAAUGUGGAUACAUUCAUAUAGCCUGGAUGACUUUUCUCAUUUUUACUUUAAAUCUCUUGGACUGCUGCUAGCCUGGAGACCUGACUGUUCCUGCAUUCAACAAUGCUAUGUUGUUGAUUGCCAUGAUUUGUCAGUCCAAGGACAAUUUGGCUAAUGCUUGAUUUACAUUCGGGAGAUGUGGGAACGAUAGUCCCAGCUUUCGACACCUCUGAGUUCUUCCGUACACGGCAGACAUGCAAUUUAUACCGGUGCUAAAAAUGUUAAUCCAUGACGUGCCCCAAUGUGAAGUGAUAGCACGUCCGGUGACAAGAUUCUCCAGGAGAAUCGGAUAGAAAGGCAUCCCAUAGUACUCAGUAACCCUUUCCUUGACCUCACUGAAACUAUACAUAACCUUAACGUAAGCCCCUUUUCUAAACCUAACCUUAAUUCAUUUCGACCCCUAUGCCUACGGUUUUGUUCUGCUGGUCGAAUCUACACUUCCUUUAAGUAUUAAGUCCAUUUACCCUCCAACUUUGCUCACCUGGAACUUCCUUGUCUGUCAUGCUCACGCAGUGGUGGAAAAGUACCCAGUUGUCAUGCUUGAGUAAAAAGAAAGAUACCUUAAUAGAAAAUGA
Coregonus sp. 'balchen' is the source of this 10733-nucleotide messenger RNA. Lineage: Eukaryota; Metazoa; Chordata; Actinopteri; Salmoniformes; Salmonidae. The record is from the annotation of a GenBank genome assembly.